AUGCUCACGACGCUCUAUGUGGUGUCCGUGGAGUACUAUAGGGACCUCGGGAGGCACUCUCGAAAGAAGAGGGGGAGAGGCAUUGUGCCUCAGCCGACAAUCCCCCCAACCUCCGGUACUUCGCAAACGCUUUCCUUAGCUGGCUGGAAUGUUCGUUAUGAUUUCAAGUCAGCUGUUUUUGCUGAAUACCGCCUGGAAAUGGAUGUCGCCUUGCGCUCUUAUGAGCAAGCCUACGAAAACCUCCUAAGCUCUGAGUUAAUGGAGCUCAUCCCGAGCUGGAGUCCGCGAUGGAACGAGGCCAGAUUCCUAGCAGAUGUUAUUGCCGUGCGGUGUCUACGAUGCUUACUAUGGAACGGCCAACACAGUGCAGCCGCCCGGAGGUGGCUCGCUCACCGCGAAAGGAUAGCCGACUUUGUUGAUCGCCGGGGAAGGGGCACCAAGAAUUACGGUUGGGAAGCUUGGGAGGCACGAUGGGCUAUUGUCAUGGCUGAUCUCAUCGACAAGAUCGAUAUACCUGAGCUUUAUCCUGCCACGCUCAGACUCUACCUCCCGCCAGAGAAAAGUGUAAUGGGGGAGCGGCUUCAACCAUGGGAAUUGCUUCAUCACCCUGGGUACUGGUACCGCCUUGCCGCAAGACAUUUGCAAGCGCGGAAGGCCUUUGCGCACGCGAUCCCAGAAGAUGACAGGAGAUCGCCUAGCGACUCACCAGCUUCUCACGUCGCCAAAUCCGCAUUCGCAUAUGACACGUACAUGUGCCCUGACCCUUACGAAGAGUACCCGCUGGGCCGUCCAGGGGUAGACCAUGGCAAGAUGAUCACUGAUUGCCUCAUGCGAGCUCGCGCAGAAUUUCUAAAGCGACAUCAGACACGAUACGCCGCAGAAGUGUCGUUGGAAUGCGCGAGAGAUUUCGCUAUGGCAGAUGACUGGCAGAGCAUUAUAGAGCUCCUGCGCCCUAUGUGGAAAGAGUUAUCGUUAAGGUCUGAGGGGUGGAUUGCCAUAGCUGAGGAAAUGAACUGGGCCCUCAGGACCGCCGCCAUGGAAGUUGAUGACGCCGAGAUGGUGCUCCUCGCCGAUUGGGAGCUACUCUCACGAGACUUCUCGAAACGUCCCAACUGGCAUUAUGAUAUCACGCGGUCGCUGGAAGACGUCACACUCAGUUCCAAGCCUAGUGUUUCGAUUAGAGACGGGCAGCUCGUAUCGUUCAUAUCUGCCUCAUUCGUCUUUCAAAACGAGGAGGGGAAAGCCGGACAAAGCGUUCGCGGCCAGCUGUCGAUCAAAUCAAAUGCACACGUGGGAUCGGCACCCGUCGUUCUCAGCACUGUCUACCUUAGUUUCGACGGCAGUCUUGAUGGCAUCAUUCUACGGCACCAUGAAACAGCGACACAAAGUCAGGGGAAAGCGGUCAUAACCACAGUACCCCUAACCAAGCAGACGGAUAACGAUGAUCCUCAGCCAACCGUGCCAGCCGAGGUUGGUAGCGGCGUCACACUCGUCGGAUCUGCCAACUUGACAUUGCGGCCGGGUCAAACUCUUGUUUUAAACUUGGAGAUACCAUUGCGGGAGCCUGGCGAGACACGUGUGGACUCGCUCACUGUUAAUGUUGCGUCUGAGACGUUUGACUUGCGGCAGUCGCUCACCCUCGAGGAGAGGGGAAAUAGGAAUCUCUGGUACCUCUCUCCCUCCGCUACCAAAUACAUCGCACAUCCCCAACCCCUCGUUAUUCGAGUCCUACCAAGGCCCCCCAAGAUGGAAGUCAGGUGCCCGGUGUGGAAGGAGCAGUACUACACAGACGAGCCAAUCGACCUCGAGUUUGAAGUUGAGAAUGGCGAGGAGGUCGAGGCGCUGGCCAAAUUAGACGUGGUCCUAUUUGGCGAGAAGCCACCAGUAUUCACGGCGCUUAUCCCGGGGCACGAGGAGCAGGCCUCUUCAACCAUUCGCAGCGAAGAGACUAGGCUUUCAGGGGCGCCAAUGGGCACCAUCGGGAGCCUCAAAUCUCUCAUUGUUCGCACCCGGUUGCCACCAAUCGAACGCUCAAGCCGAUACGACCUGACGCUCAAGGUUACCUACUUUCUUCCGACCAACCCUGGCACGCCCAUAUCACAAACCGCUGUUUUUCAGCUCAACGUGGUAAACCCCUUCGAAGCAAACUAUGACCUCCUUCCACGAGUCCAUCCGGACCCCUGGCCAAGUCUCUUCGAUCCCGACACCAUUUCCCUUCCCAUCACCAAUGACAGCGACGACACCACUCCCCAACCCCCCACAGGCAUCUCCCAAGCCUGGUCCCUCGUCACCCGUUAUGCCUCAUUCGCCUCGGAGCCCCUCCUAGUAACAGACGUCGACAUCGCCAUUCAACCAUCCACCACCUCCCGCUGCACGACCACCAUCAAGCACACCAACCUCCCCACCUCAGGCACCGGUCGCCUCAUCCACCCCAAAACCAUCGAAGAAGCCACCUUCAACCUCUCCGCCCAAAAGCUCACCAUCGACGACCGCAGUCACGCCCCGCUCGACAUUUCCCUCAUCAUCAAAUGGACCCGCCCCAGCCCCAGCACCUCCACCAAUCCAACAACCACCCCAGCCCCCACCCCGAACACCACCGCCCUCCCCAUCCCCCGCUUCACCCUCUUCGGCACCGAGCCGCGCGUGCUCGCCUCCGUGGCCCACCGCCGCGGCGGCCGCGGCACCACGCCCCUCAUCACACUGACCAUCACCAUCGAGAACGCCUCCAAUCACUUCCUGACUUUCGGCCUGGCCAUGGAGCCCAGCGAGACCUUUGCCUUUUCCGGCCCCAAGCUCACCACCGCCAGCUUGCUGCCUGUUUCGCGGCGCGCCGUGGAGUAUCGCCUGCUGCCGUUUGAGGUUGGUCCCGUGGGUGAUGGGGCUGGGGGUGGUGGUGGUGGUGGUCGUGACGGUGCGGAGCAGGGGGCUGCUGCUGCUGCUGGGUGGUGGAUUAGGCCUGGCUUGGUGGUGCGUGAUAAGUACUUCCAGAAGGUGCUGCGUGUGAUUCCGGCUGGGGAGGGGGUGAGGGGCGGGAAGGAUGGGUUUGAAGUGUGGGUGCCGAGGUUGGUUGCGGGAGAAGGGACGGUUGGGUAG
This is a messenger RNA of Chaetomium globosum CBS 148.51, 3093 nucleotides long. RefSeq lists its product as uncharacterized. The transcript is spliced from 2 exons. The coding region runs from base 1 to 3093 and encodes 1030 amino acids. The record is from RefSeq and is a predicted model, not a curated record. NCBI's taxonomy places the organism in Eukaryota, Fungi, Ascomycota, Sordariomycetes, Sordariales, Chaetomiaceae.